This is a messenger RNA of Nothobranchius furzeri (turquoise killifish), 1808 nucleotides long. The record is from RefSeq and is a predicted model, not a curated record. NCBI's taxonomy places the organism in Eukaryota, Metazoa, Chordata, Actinopteri, Cyprinodontiformes, Nothobranchiidae.
CCAACAACAUUUACAGGUCCCGCCAUGUUUAUGUUAUGUCCAAGGCAUGUUUCACGCACCACCACCUCCCUCCUUUCACAGCGAUCGGAGGUAGAUUUGUCUACGAGCCCUCAUCGCUCCAUGGAGCUGUUCUGGAGACCCUCUUGGUGGAUCCAAAGGUCAGAGAGGUCGGAUAACCUCUGGCACCGAAGGUCCAGGAGAUUGACCACAGCACCGACUUCUCCAGUCCAGAGAUGUCUCAGGUCAUGACAGAUGGAUGGAACCACGUGUCUGGAACUUUGAAGGAGUCUAAACAAUAUCAGCUUGUUCUGCAGGAACGUUUUGCUGUAUCAGCUUCACAGGAGGUGCAGCCCGAGCCGGUUCUGAAUGCACUAAAGGACCCAGCGAAAAAAGGAAAAUGCAAACCCACCCCAUCUGCUCAUCUGCCCAUCAAAGCGAGCCAGGAGUUCCCUAAAAAGGCCGACUCGGUUCUGAUCAACUGGGAUGAAGUGCACUCAACCGUUCGUAACAUGAGCUACCAGAACGGGAAGCUGUUUGUGAUGGUGUCGGGUCUCUACUAUGUCUAUGCUAAAACCUGCUUCCGCUACUACAACCAUGGAGACAGCAUCCAGGCUUCAGUGGACGUCAGCAACACCCAGCUGAUCCAGUACGUGUUCCACCAAAGCAUCAGACAAAACAGCAACAAGCCAGCGGUGCUGAUGAAGACGGGCAGCACCAUGCGCUGGGACAACACCAGCUAUAACAUGUACUGCGCCCAACAGGGACGAGCUAUUUACCUGGACAAGGGAGACGCAGUGUUUGUCAACGUGUCCAACGCAUGGCUGCUAGACAAGGAGGCAGAGGGGACGUACUUUGGGGCCAUAAAGAUGGGGAACUGAGAGCCAGCAUGCUACUGAACAUGAACACCAAAGAAACACUGUUACUUAUGUGUCCUGUUUUAAACCCACCUGUUGUUGAUUUCUGUUUCACUUUCUUCAUGGAAGACCCUGGAGUCCUCGGCCCACCUGUCCACCCUCCCACCUAGGUACAGACAGGGUUCUGAUUUGUGUCAGACCAUCUGGUUGUGGGAACCGGAGCUGAUGAACUGAGGAGGUGAAAUGUUAGCUGUAAGAGAGACAAGCCGACAUCUCGGUGCUGGUAGCAGAACCAGAACCAGGUCCGGCACGGCUGUUUGUACCGAAGGUGUGGACCAGUGAAAUGUCAGACGUGUGGAAAUGUGCGAUUGUUCUCUUAACCUGGAAGGUUGAACUUUGACCCAGACCUUGUGCGACAGAACCAUUGUGUGCUCCGGUCCUCUGAGGUGUGACAGAAACCACUUGACGUGUCAUUCAGACUUGUUUUGUUAGUGACAGACCUACUUCACAGCAGCCAGAUGGAUUCAGGAUGUUUGACCCAGCAGCCCUGGCUGGCCCACCGGCUCCUGUCCUGCUUGGUUGGGUUUGCUGUGAAAAGGUUCCUAAAGAAGAGACGCAGACAGCCGGCCUGCCUGGCGUCUUCACGGGAGCAGAGCUGAGUUCGGCUCCUCUUAACUUAAUUCUGGUUUUCAUUUGGCUCUCCAGGGAGGUCAGUGGGAACAUGCACUAAGUAUUUAUUUAUUAGCUGUAGAGCCACAGGGCAGCUGGCCAAACAUUUACACCUAACAUCCAGUACGCAGCGCCCAGACACGCUUGUUGAAACACAGAUCCUGUACUUAAGAGUCUCAUUCUGACAACUGUGUCCAUGUUUGUGACUUUGUUAUUCCUCCUCAUGCUCUGGCACACCUGUUUUUAUUUAUGUUUGUUUAUGUUUAAUAAAAUACUACUUUUGUA